Ostertagia ostertagi is the source of this 1587-nucleotide messenger RNA. NCBI's taxonomy places the organism in Eukaryota, Metazoa, Nematoda, Chromadorea, Rhabditida, Trichostrongylidae. The record is from the annotation of a GenBank genome assembly.
AUGGUGAAUGCUGCACAUGUUCCAUCAUCUAAUUCCACGAUGAGCGCACAGAAAAAACGUCAGGAUGAGAAGAACUUGAAAAUUCUACGCGAACUAGCCGCCCUCCCGGCGAAUCGGUUCUGCUUCGAAUGCGGCCAGCGAGGUCCAACUUAUGUGAAUAUCACUCAUGGAUCGUUUUGCUGUACCAGUUGUUCAGGAAUUUUGAGAGGGCUGAAUCCACCACAUCGUGUUAAAUCAAUAUGCAUGGCAUCAUUCACAGCCGAAGAGAUCGAACGACUUCGAAGCCUCGGAAAUGAAGAGAACUCACAUACUUGGUUAGGGCUAUAUUCUGGUACACCACCAAAAAUGACGAACAAAGACGAGAUCACAUCAUUUCUUAUAAAGAAGUACGAGAAGAAGGAAUGGUAUGUUUCGCGAUCAGAGCUUGAAGAGCAGGAGAGACUUUUGAAUCAAGCCAAGGAAGUUUCUAGUCAGUGUGGAACUAGCGUGAAAAGUGCUGGAAGUUCAUCGUCGAAGCCAUCGGAUUUGGAUCUAUUUGCCACCGAUCCUUUCGCGGCCUUUGGUGCUCCAAUGAAUCGUCCUGCUCCUCAGCCUUUUCAAAACACCGGGCCACCGGAUGGUCAUGCGGUUAGUCUCAAUUCUUUGUUCCGAGCCCACUCAAUACCUGCGCAGCCGUUUUCUCCUCCUGCUUUCGUCGCACCGCCACCACCGCUUCCAAGUAAACCCCCUGUGCAGAAUAGUUUCUCCACACAGGUGUCCGAUCCAUUUGCACCAGUUCCCGCUAAGAAUUCAACAACAGAUUUUGAUCCUUUCGCAGAUUUUGAUGCGAAAUUCAGCGAGCUCGCCCUAAAGAACUCGUCUACUGUUAGUGCUUUUGGAUCGCCUUUACCAGCUCAACCUCUCCCAAAGUCUGCCACAGUUGACACUUCUUUUCCUGCGCCUCAUGCUACCACUACUGUUCCGCCUGUUAAUCCAUUCCAAUCGCAAGUACCAGAAGACAUGCAAGCGUUCAACAUUACAACUCGUUCAGAACAUGUGCCUAUUACCAGUAAUACUGAUAACGGUGACAAGUACAGUGCACUCGCUGAACUAGACCAGAUGUUCCACCACAGUGGUCAUCCAAACGCUGCCGUGGGCGAGAAGCCAGCGUGGUUGCCCAGUGGAUUCUCUACUGGUCUACCUCCAGCUCAUUAUACUCCAGCAUUCCCUGAGCCUGCACAGGCGCAAAGAGUGGCACCUUCUGGUUUUGGCUCUAUUCCAAAGAGCAAUACUCUCGGAGCUAUAGCUGAAGUGGGAUCUGGGGCAGUUCCGCAGAACACGUUGUCGUUUGACAUAAUGCAACAACAAGCGUUCUCUAAUUCUUACGCCAAUAUUGCGCCGAAUCCCUUCAUUCAACAGCCAUUUGGAAGUGUGAAUCCUCAACAGGUUGCAGUAAACAGUGACGCUUCCUGUCCUCAUGUUGCUGGGACGUGGAACAAUCCGUUUGUGAUGCCUCUGGCACAGACUCGUUAUGGUGCCGAUACAGUACACGGUGCAGGCGGUGUAGCUCGUCAGAGUAACAUUCCUAAUUGGAAUCCAUUUGUAUAA